AUGUCACCGCUGCUAGUGGCCCUGGGGCAAAUCUUCUCAAUCAGGGGUGUCCUCCUGUCAUUGGUGGCCCUGGUUGGCUACUGGAUAUGUUGGAUCAUCUAUGCCCGACAUUUUCAUCCUCUGAGUAAAAUCCCGGGCCCAUGGCUGGCAUCAGUCAGUCGACUCUGGUACAUGCAGCAAAUCGCUCGCGGGGAUAUGCAAGACACCCAGAGACGCCUGCAUGCAAAGUAUGGACCUAUGCUCAGGAUCGCACCCAAUGAGGUGGCAUGCAGCUCGCCUGAUGCAAUCAAAAGCAUCUACCGGAACCAAGGGGCCCUUGACAAGACAGACUUCUACACCGUCUGGAACAGUCAGAACUUCAGCAAACAUCGGGACAUGUUUACUGGUGUCAACGACAAAGCACACGGCGAGAGGAGGCGUAUCUUCAACCACGUGUAUUCCCUGUCCAACGUGCUGAAGUCGGAAGAGUACAUCGACAAGUGUUCGGAGUUAUUCCUUCAACGGAUAGCAGAGUACCAGGAUGGAUCCAAACCGUUUGAUUUGGGCAAGUGGCUGCAAAUGUACGCCUUUGACGUGAUUGGCGAAUUGUACUUUGGUCGUAUGUUUGGGUUCAUGGAAACAGGUGGUGAUCACGGCUCCUGGAUCGAGUCGUUGGAUCUGCUCAUGCCCUUCCUGUGCAUGACGGCUGUCGCUCCCUCCUACGUUCGACCUUUGAUCCUCGCCUCAGCACUCGUUGUUCCAGGAUCUCUGAAAGCACUGAAAGCCAUCGACAAUAUCGGCGUCGCAGCCAGGGGCUGUGUUGCCAAGCGAUUUGAUGAAAACCGGAAGGACGAGGAACAACCGAGGACCGACCUCCUUGAACAGCUGUACGAGAUCCACCGUGAGAAGGGCGAAAAGGUCGAUUUUCAGCUGGGCGACAUUCAGCAAGAGGCCUAUGUUGGAUUGUUCGCCGGCUCAGACACGACAGCCAUCGGCUUCCGCUCGGUAUUUUACCAUCUCAUGAAGAACCCUGCCGUGUAUGAGCAAGUCUUGCAGGAGAUUGACACCGCUGCAGAAAAGGGCGAAUUGAGUUCUCCGGUCAAGUACGCAGAAGCGAUCAAACUUCCGUUCCUCUGCGCCUGUAUCAAAGAAGCUCUUCGUGUACAUCCCGGUGUUGCCUUGACCAUGGGUCGGACGGUGCCUGCUGAGGGGCUUGAACUCUGUGGUGUCUACAUCCCCGGCGGGUACCGUGUGGGGAUGAAUGGCGCAGUCGUGCAUUACGACAAGAACAUCUUUGGGGAAGAUGCCGACCAGUAUCGCCCUGGCAGAUGGCUUGAGGGCGACACUUCCAAGAUGGACAAGAGCAUGCUGCACUUCGGAGCUGGAACUCGAACAUGCAUUGGCAAGAACAUCUCGCUUGCGGAACUGCACAAGCUCAUCCCCUAUUUGCUGAGAAAUUUCAAGGUUGAAAUGUGGGAGCAGGACAAGACAUGGAAGACCACAAACCUAUGGUUUCACAAGCAGGAGGGUCUCGAAGUGCGUGUGACAGCACGCCGGUCCAAGUAG
Molecule: messenger RNA, 1545 nt
Organism: Exophiala xenobiotica
Lineage: Eukaryota; Fungi; Ascomycota; Eurotiomycetes; Chaetothyriales; Herpotrichiellaceae
Exons: 3
Coding region: 1-1545 (514 amino acids)
Molecular function (GO): monooxygenase activity; heme binding; oxidoreductase activity, acting on paired donors, with incorporation or reduction of molecular oxygen
Source: RefSeq, a predicted model, not a curated record